Messenger RNA from Linderina pennispora, 2075 nucleotides. RefSeq lists its product as uncharacterized. NCBI's taxonomy places the organism in Eukaryota, Fungi, Kickxellomycota, Kickxellomycetes, Kickxellales, Kickxellaceae. Gene Ontology annotation, biological process: amino acid transmembrane transport. The coding region runs from base 109 to 1845 and encodes 578 amino acids. Gene Ontology annotation, cellular component: membrane. The record is from RefSeq and is a predicted model, not a curated record. Gene Ontology annotation, molecular function: amino acid transmembrane transporter activity. The transcript has 2 exons.
UUUAGAUUGCCACCUUCACAGCCUUUUUCAUGACCUAGCUCCGCUCUUUUUGUCUUUCACUUUGUCAGUUCAAUUUGUUUAAUUUCACUUUCACUCAACGGCUGCAUAAUGAAAUGGUGGUCAACAUUCAAGGAGGCAAUUGCGAAACAUGCAUUAAAGCAACCAGACUACAACACACAGUCAGAGGUUAUCGGCUGCGACGUGGCGCCGCAAACGUGGGGGCCGUUUGCGGACAUAGGCGCUAGCUGCCAAGACACUACUAGCACAUCAACCCCACGACACCGGGCGACGCGAAACACGGAAAGCAUCUCGAUUAUUCAGACGACAACUAUAUGCUUCAACGACAAUGCGGCUUCAGACGAUAAGACAAUGUGCAGUACUGAUGGUCCCGAGUGGCCACUCCAUUUCCUGGCACCGCUGUUUCCGCCAACCCCCACACCGUUGGUUAUCGUGCUGUUUACUCUUGGGCUGGCUAUCAACACUGGAUUUAUGGUUGGGAGCGGCUAUGCAUUAGACAUUGCCGGACCGGGUGGAGUGCUUGUUGCCUACGGUUUGUCGAUACUAGCCAUGUAUUAUGUCAUAACGUCAUUAGCGGAGAUUGUGUGCCAGGCACGGCCGGGGGAAGUUCUGUUUACGUUUGGCCCAGGAUUUAUUAAGAACCAGUCCGUCGGAUUUGCGUUGCGGUGGAACUACUUUUUGUCCUGGGUGACGGCAGCCGCAUACCACUUUACGGCAGUGGGGACGACAGCCGGGUUCUGGUUCACCCAGUCGUCCCAUGCGAGCAGUAUAUUUGGCCUCUGUGCACUGUUUGCCAGUUUUAUUGCCAUUGUAUUCAGCCUGCGUAUCUACCACUGUGCCGAGCUUACUGUUUCUGCGCUCACCAUCGCUGCAUUUGUGGUGUGCAUAGUCAUGGGUGUAAGCAUUGUGCGUGGUAGCAUUGGCAACGACAAGGAAUACGGCACAGCGAAUAUGGACGAUACACCUGGUGGUGCAUUCAACAACGGUAUACUGGGCAUCAUGUCUGCGUGCGUGAUUUCGAGCUUUCCGGUCCAGGGCACAGAGGUCGCAGCGGUUAUGAUAUCAGGCACUCGGAACCCUGUGAAAAACAUCCGGCGCAUAUCGCUAAUCGUGCUUCUGGGGCUGCUGGUGCUCUUUAUUGCAUCCACUUUUGUUGCUUCGCUGGUUGUACCGUACAAUGAUACGCGUAUGCUUGAUCGCAGCGAUGAGGAUAUGGCAUAUUCGCCGCUGACUGUCAUGUUCAGUGAAUCCGGCGUCAUGUCGGCUGCCCACGCCAUCAAUACCGUCGUUUUGGUUGAGGGUCUAUUCAAUGCGUGCACGAGUCUGUUCAUUGCAUCGAGACUGCUGUUCACCUUCUCAUGUCACUCCUUUGCCCCACGCUGGCUGCUGCGGCUGCAGUACCGUGGCGGGCCAGUCCUGUGCAUCCUGGCCGCCAUGGCGGUGGUACUGAUGAUAUGGUGCGUAUGCUUGAUUCGCAGGAGCUCAUCGCUCAUCGUGCUCAGUGGGGUAUCGGCAUACACUGGCUUCAUAUCGUGGGGUGCCAUAGCUGUUAUCCACAUCACAUCUAGAAUGCGGCUGCAAGAUUGCCGCCAGCCGCCGCGAAAGCUGGCCUACAAGUCAAUCGUCUUCCCGCUGGGCCCCAUCUACUGCCUAGCGUUUAUUUCGGUCGCGUCGGUGUGCCAGUUGUACAUAUCUGUCUAUGAUGGCUUCGACAUGCGCGGGUUCCUGUCGACAUGCCUCGGCUAUCUCAUCUUUGCAAGCUUGUGCAUAGGUGCUCACUUGUUCUACUCCACCCGUAGAUUUGAUCGGGUGCCAAUCACUAUGUAAUAAUCACUACCAGUCUUUUGUUCAGCACAAACGCAUUUUCUGACGCAGCGUUUCCUGUUUCGACUCAGCAUUUUACUUUUAAUUCAGUACAAACAAAUUUCUACUGACAAAAACAUUCCACAAAUGUCUGAGACUCCUGUUGUGCCGCGCGGCCAGUUCAGCAUUUCGCUCGAUGACAAUGACAAUGUCAGCGCUAUUACAAGCAGCAUUAAUAAGCUUAGUACUGAGGA